This is a messenger RNA of Rubroshorea leprosula, 3709 nucleotides long. The record is from the annotation of a GenBank genome assembly. NCBI's taxonomy places the organism in Eukaryota, Viridiplantae, Streptophyta, Magnoliopsida, Malvales, Dipterocarpaceae.
AUGAUUUAAUUUACUUAAAAUCUUAAUUGUAUUAUUCAGUUAAAGAUAACAGAUGAUCAUCGUUGGAUGUAUAGACGACGAGAUCCUCGUGGAAAUUGUGAUGCCGAAUUCUUUAAUGGAUUACAACAAUUUUUUGAUUUCGUCUAUAGUCGUCCUGGUGUUCACUUGAAAGCCGAAAUUCGUUGCCCCUAUAGUAAAUGUGAAAAUUUACCUCACCACAACAAAGCAAUUGUAACAGACCAUCUGUUGAAAUAUGGUUUCAUAGAUGCAUAUUCUGUGUGGUGGGCACAUGGUGAAACUUUAAGUAACAAUGUUGAUCCAUGGUUAGCUACAAGUGAUGUGGCAUCCUCAAGUAAUAUUGAGGAACAUGUUAAUAUUGAGGAACAUGUUAAUAUUGAGGAACAUGUUAAUGCUGAGGAUGAUAUCCAUCACAUGGUUUAUGAUGCAUUCUGUCCAUCUGAAAAUAAUCACCCUAGAAAUGAAACAGAGUUCGCAUCUGAAAAUGUUGGGGAUGCGCCAAAUAGACAUGCACAAUCUUUUUAUGACUUGUUGCGUGCUUCAACCAUCCCACUUGGACCAUCAUCUAAUAAUCAAACAAUGCUUGGAUGGUUAUCAUAUAUGCUGCACUGCAAAGCCAAAAACAACAUAACUGGUGUUGGUUACAAUGACAUCAUUCAGGGCUGUAGGCAAUUAUUAAGUCCAGAAGAACAGCAAAAACCGUCAAAUUUUUUUGAAGCAAAAAAAUUCAUGAAAAACUUAGGUUUAGGCUAUGUUAAAAUUGAUGCAUGUGUCAACAACUGCUUUCUGUAUUAUGGUGAUGAGGCAAAGUCACUUAUUGCUUGUCUAGUUUGUGGUGAACCUAGGUAUAAAAAAUGCAACUCAGUUCAAACUCAAAAAAAGGGUAGGCCCAAGAAUUCUUUAUGGUAUCUACCUAUUAUUCCACGCCUACAGAGGCUAUACAUGUCUCGUAAAACUGCUGAACAUAUGACAUGGCACCUUAAAUGUCGUGUUGACUCGGAGAUCCUCAUUCAUCCUGCUCAGUCUACUGCUUGGAAGCACUUUGAUGCCGUUCAUCCUUCAUUUGCAUCCGAUCCACGAAAUGUCCGUCUUGGUCUUGCAACAGAUGGGUUUAACCCGUGGGGUCAUUCUUCGAGGUCAUAUUCCUGAUUUUGCUCACAAUAUUUUGGUGCGGAUCUUGAAACAAGUUGGAGUAAGCCCCCAAAGAACUUUGCAGCAGUUCCAUUUUAUAGGAACAUAGAAUUCUUGAUAUUUGCAUGCCCUGGUCAUCCAAUGGGUUCACAUUCACAGACAUGUUGUCUAACCACUCAAGAGAUGAAGGCAGUUGAACUUUAUAUCUUACUAAACUGUAGGGAAGUUGAUGCGCUUCUUAGAUUUAUGACCCAAAAAGCCAAUAGUGAAAGACAAAUAUAUAACUAUGGUGCAUGUGUGAAAGGAACAACCAUAUCUGAUGAUGCUGAGACUGAUUAUUAUGGCAUCCUUAACGAAGUCAUCGAACUAUUGUAUUAUGGACCACAUGCGCAAAUGCAGACAAUUGUCUUAUUCAAUUGUGAUUGGUUCGAUACACGUAAGGGAACACGCAUUAACCAAGUUUACAACAUUGUUGAGGUCAACCCACGAUAUCAAUUGUCGAUCGGCGAGCCAUUUUGCUUGGCGUGUCAAGCAACACAAUUGUAUUACAGUAGUUACCCAUCAGAUAAUCGAGCAACUCAUGGAUGGUUCGCCGCAUGCAAAAUACGUGCUAGACAUUUGGUCGAUGCAAUGGUUGACUUAAAUGGAGAAGCAAAUGAUGAUGUUGAUGAAAAUCCGAGUGAAGGAAAUGAAGGAAAUGAAACAAGAGGCGAUGUUGGUGACAAUAGUAAUGAGACUGAAGAGAUGUCAGGUGGAUCCAUCAACUCCGCGCAUAGUCGUAGCACAUUAGGGAGACGAGGACGUCACAACUCUGUAGAUCUUGCAUGUGACGUUACCCCAGUAUUGGACGCGGGGCAUACUCGGUCUAUUAGUCCACAAGGUUCUAUUUAUGCAGCAGCCUCAUCCCAUAAUGGGAAGCAGAAGGGAAGAGGUCCAAACAAACCAAAAAGGGCUGCAAGAAGAGCAAAUGAAAGACCAUUUAUACAAAUUUCGCAUAAAGGCACCUUCUUGGAUGUUGAAGUCCCCAUAUUGAUUACGACCCUAUGGAAAAGGGUUUAUGAUGGUAAUUACUUCACCUAUGACUUGUUCCCAGAACAGAAAAGGUUGCAAGUGUGGGAGUUGUUUAAGACACAUUAUCAAUGGGGUUUAGAGGAUGAGGAUGCAGUCCAAAAGGCAUUCUUAAGAUCAAUGAAGAAAAGAUGGGGUGAUAAUAUGAAGGAUGAACGGGAUAAGUGGCGUGCAAACGGUGAGUAUAGGCCGGUAUGGGUGCCUGAGCACCUAUGGCCUACAUUAUGCGCUUAUUGGGAUUCUGCUGAGUUUCACAAUCUUAGCGAGAGAGGGAAGAAAAACCGAGCAUCUGGGGAACAAGUUACACACACUACAGGAUUAGUAAGUUUUGAUAUACAUGAAGAACGAAUGACCAAAGCUGCUGGAGGGGGUAAGGCCAGCACACCAAGAGCUAUACAAGGAAACACAUACUUUACGAAAAGGUGUCCCCCAAGGACAAGAAGCUCCAUGGAUACAUAUGUCAGUGAGUGCUCUGCUACAUAUGGCUCGGACUCAGCAUCAUGGCCACCUCGGGACAAUGACGCUUGGGCAACUGCUGUUGGGGGAUGCCACAGCAAUUUCAUGCCAGGAAUUGGUUCACAGGUAAACCCAGAGGAACUUGGGUUUACAUAUAGAAAACGACAACCAACGGGGACUUCAUAUGUAAGCCUAAUGAUAUCAGACAUGGCUGAAAAACAAGCCAAAGAUAGGGAGGCAAUGCAAAUGAUGCGAGACGAAAUAGGGCAAGUCAAAGAGCAACGAGAAGCAAUGCAACGGAUGCUGGAAGACAUGGGGAGGAUGCAGGCAUCUCUAUCACAGCAAUUGCAAUUUGUUGCUUUUAGUGCCUAUGGGAUGCGCUCGCCUACUGUUACCCCAUCAUUGCCUCACACUGGGCAAGCAUUUCCUCUUGUAGGGACAUCAUUCCCUACUGUUGGGCCAUCAUUUCCUCAUGCAAUGCCAAUGCAAAUGCCAAUAGAACCUGCAUUCCCCAUGGGCCAAAUGGGGAGACAAUCAGGAUCUCCAGGUACAUCUUCAACCAAUCCCCCACAAGAUGAUUAUGGUUACUAGCCAAGAUUUGAUGCAUAUUACCAAAGUCCAUUUGGGCCGGAAUGAUCAGUGUGCAUGAGAUUGCGAAUGCAAAACUUGGCAUGUUCUUGAUACUUGAGAAAAAUACUUUUAGUUUCUAGGUUUGUGAUUUGAACUUGUUAGGACAUGUUUGUAUAUGUCAGUUGGAAUUGAAUGGUUUGUGGUAAUAUUAACUGUAUUAUUAUGACUUGCAAGUUUAGAAUAUGUAAAUAGUCAUGUUAAAUGUUGCACGUGGUACUUAUAUACUUAUCUUUUAAUUUAUGAUUAAGAGAUGAGGGAAUUAUAUAAGUGGUACAUAUUUAUAAUAAUGUAAUGAAUUGAAAAUAUGUGAUAUGAUAAAUGACAAUGUAUGUAAUGUGAUAUGGUCAAAUCUAAGUGUAGUAAUGUGAUACCCCAAAAUUUUCUAGAAUAAAUAAGUGUGAGUUAG